CUCAUUGCGGGCGUCGCUCAGCCGCCGCCGCCGCCCGCCGUGGUCCUUGCCAUCCUGGCCCGCAAUGCCGAGCACUCGCUGCCCCACUACCUGGGCGCACUGGAGCGGCUGGACUACCCCCGGGCCCGACUGGCCCUCUGGUGUGCCACGGACCACAACGUGGACAACACCACAGAGAUGCUACAGGAGUGGCUGGCCGCUGUGGGCAAUGACUAUGCCGCCGUGGUCUGGAGGCCCGAGGGGGAGCCCAGGUCCUACCCAGACGAAGAGAGUCCCAAGCACUGGACCAAAGAAAGGUACCAGUUUCUGAUGGAGUUGAAGCAGGAAGCCCUGACCUUUGCCAGGGGCUGGGGAGCUGACUACAUCCUGUUUGCAGAUACAGACAACAUUCUGACCAACAACCAGACGCUGCGCCUUCUGAUAGAGCAGGGGCUGCCCGUGGUCGCCCCAAUGCUGGACUCUCAGACCUACUACUCCAAUUUCUGGUGUGGGAUCACUCCCCAGGGCUACUACCGCCGCACAGCCGAGUACUUCCCCACCAAGAACCGCCAGCGCCGGGGCUGCUUCCGGGUCCCCAUGGUCCACUCCACCUUCCUGGUUUCCCUACGGGCAGAGGGGGCAGCCCAGCUCGCCUUCUACCCCCCUCACCCCAACUACACCUGGCCCUUCGACGACAUCAUCGUCUUCGCCUACUCCUGUCAGGCUGCUGGGGUGUCAGUCCACGUGUGCAACGAGCACCGUUACGGGUACAUGAACGUGCCCGUGAAAUCCUACCAGGACCUGCAGGACGAGAGGGUCAACUUCGUCCACCUGAUCUUGGAGGCGCUAGUGGAUGGGCCCCCCAUGUGGGCCUCGGCUCAUGUGUCCCGGCCCCCAAAGAGUCCCACCAAGAUGGGGUUUGAUGAGGUCUUCGUCAUCAGCCUGGCCCGCCGGCCAGAUCGCCGUGAGCGCAUGCUGAGCUCGCUCUGGGAAAUGGAGGUGUCUGGGCGGGUGCUGGAUGCCGUGGACGGCCGGACACUCAACAGCAGUAUCAUGCGGAGCCUCGGCGUGGACCUGCUCCCUGGCUACCAGGACCCCUACUCCGGCCGCACGCUGACCAAGGGCGAGGUGGGCUGCUUCCUGAGCCACUACUCCAUCUGGGAGGAGGUGGUUGCCAGGGGCCUGGCCCAGGUCGUGGUGUUCGAGGAUGACGUCCGCUUUGAGAGCAACUUCCAGGGGCGGCUGCGGCAGCUGAUGGCGGAGGUGGAGGCAGAGAGACUUCCGUGGGACCUGAUCUACCUUGGCCGGAAGCAGGUGAACCCUGAGGAGGAGGAGGCCGUGGAGGGGCUGCCGCACCUGGUGGUGGCCGGGUACUCCUACUGGACACUAGCAUACGUCCUGAGCCUGGCGGGCGCCCGCAAGCUGCUGGCCUCCCAGCCCCUGCGCCGGAUGCUGCCCGUGGACGAGUUCCUGCCCAUCAUGUUUGACCAGCACCCCAACGAGCAGUACAAGGCACAUUUCUGGCCGAGGGACCUACGGGCCUUCUCGGCCCGGCCCCUGCUUGCUGCCCCCACCCACUACGCGGGGGACGCAGAAUGGCUCAGCGAUACGGAGACGUCCUCACUCUGGGACGACGACAGCGGCCGCCUCAUCAGCUGGAGCGGCUCUCACAAGACCCUGCGUGGCCCCCGCCUGGACCUGGCUGGCAGCAGUGGGCACAGCCUCCAUCCCCACCCCAGGGACGAGCUCUAGGUCCAGGCGGUGACUCCAGAGGAGCGCCCAGGAACAGGCACAGAUGUCCAGGGAGCAGAGGUGGAGAUUGCUGGCAGGGACGGCCACCAGGAACCACAGACCCAGUAGAGACCUGGCUGCCACCUUAGGCAUGGUCACUCUCCCUCUGGCCCUGGGAGAAACCACUCACAAAUGGGUGCCCUUCCCUGAGGUCAUGUAGCAAAAGGGCAGGGCCUGAAGGCCCUCUUACCCUGCCGGCCUGACCCACGGCCUGGGGUGGGAAGGAGGGAGGCUGCCCGGCCUUCAGUUUCCAGCUGGGCAGACAGGAGCCUUACCCUCCCUGAGGACCCAGCUGCUGGUGCCCCUCCACUCUCUUCUACCUCCACCUUAGUCCCCACCCCCAACUGGAAGCCUGGGUCUCACCUGCCAGGGCCCACCCUCUCCCCUGGCCAGUGGGAAAUGCAAGGAGGUGGGAGGAAGAGCCUGCACACAGUAGGCCCUCAAUAAAAGCCGGCUGGCGUUUGCACUUUA
Pteropus alecto (black flying fox) is the source of this 2241-nucleotide messenger RNA. RefSeq names its product cerebral endothelial cell adhesion molecule (gene CERCAM). The transcript has 13 exons. The coding region runs from base 178 to 1731 and encodes 517 amino acids. The record is from RefSeq and is a predicted model, not a curated record. NCBI's taxonomy places the organism in Eukaryota, Metazoa, Chordata, Mammalia, Chiroptera, Pteropodidae.